Symphalangus syndactylus (siamang) is the source of this 2550-nucleotide messenger RNA. It is a transcript of the gene SHCBP1, whose product is annotated as SHC binding and spindle associated 1. Gene Ontology annotation, biological process: fibroblast growth factor receptor signaling pathway. Lineage: Eukaryota; Metazoa; Chordata; Mammalia; Primates; Hylobatidae. The record is from RefSeq and is a predicted model, not a curated record.
UGCGUCAUCACGUCGUUGCCUGGGCGGCCGUCCGCGGAAAUUCGAAAUGGCUGACGGGUCGCUGACGGGCAGCGGUCUGGAGGCAGCGGCCAUGGCGCCGGAGCGCACGGGCUGGGCGGUCGAGCAGGAGCCGGCGUCUCUGGAGAAAGGUUUGUUCCAAGAUGAAGAUUCAUGCAGUGAUUGUAGCUACCGUGAUAAGCCAGGUUCUAGUUUACAAAGUUUUAUGCCAGAAGGAAAAACCUUUUUCCCAGAAAUUUUCCAAACAAAUCAACUUUUGUUCUAUGAGCGAUUCAGAGCCUAUCAAGAUUACAUUUUAGCUGACUGCAAGGCCUCUGAGGUACAGGAAUUCACAGCUGAGUUCUUGGAGAAGGUCCUUGAGCCAUCUGGAUGGCGGGCAGUCUGGCACACUAACGUGUUCAAGGUGCUGGUUGAGGUCACAGAUGUGGACUUUGCAGCCUUGAAGGCAGUGGUGAGGCUUGCUGAACCAUACCUCUGUGACUCUCAAGUGAGCACUUUUACCAUGGAGUGCAUGAAGGAGCUCCUCGAUCUGAAGGAGCAUCGGUUGCCCCUGCAGGAGCUGUGGGUGGUGUUUAAUGAUUCAGGAGUGUUUGACCAGACAGCCCUUGCAAUUGAGCAUGUCAGAUUUUUCUACCAAAACAUUUGGAGGAGUUGGGAUGAAGAAGAGGAGGAUGAAUACGAUUAUUUUGUCAGAUGUGUUGAACCUCGAUUAAGAUUGCAUUAUGACAUUCUUGAAGACCGAGUUCCAUCAGGACUUAUUGUUGACUACCGCAAUCUGUUGUCUCAAUGUGAAGAGAGUUACAGGAAAUUUUUAAAUCUGAGAAGCAGUUUGUCAAAUUGUAACUCUGAUUCCGAGCAGGAAAAUAUCUCCAUGGUGGAAGGGUUAAAAUUGUAUUCGGAGAUGGAGCAGUUGAAACAAAAGCUGAAACUCAUUGAGAAUCCUUUGUUGAGGUAUGUGUUUGGUUAUCAGAAGAAUUCUAAUAUCCAAGCAAAGGGUGUCCGUCCCAGCGGUCAGAAGAUCACUCAUGUGGUCUCCUCCACCAUGAUGGCUGGUCUCCUGCGGUCCCUGCUCACAGACAGGCUUUGCCCGGAGCCUGGUGAGGAAGAAAGAGAAAUUCAGUUCCAUAGUGAUCCAUUGUCUGCUAUAAAUGCCUGCUUUGAAGGUGACACUGUUAUUGUUUGUCCUGGCCAUUAUGUGGUACAUGGCACUUUCUCCAUUGCUGACUCCAUUGAGUUGGAAGGAUAUGGCCUACCAGAUGACAUUGUGAUAGAAAAGAGGGGCAAAGGCGACACUUUUGUGGACUGCACCGGUGCUGAUAUUAAAAUCUCAGGCAUAAAAUUUGUUCAGCACGAUGCUGUAGAGGGAAUCUUAAUUGUUCACCGUGGUAAGACUACGCUGGAAAACUGUGUGCUGCAGUGUGAGACGACCGGAGUCACAGUGCGGACAUCGGCAGAGUUUCUAAUGAAGAACUCGGAUUUAUAUGGCGCCAAGGGUGCUGGUAUAGAAAUCUACCCUGGGAGUCGGUGCACCCUGAGUGACAAUGGGAUCCAUCACUGCAAGGAAGGGAUCCUCAUUAAGGACUUCUUAGAUGAACAUUAUGACAUUCCCAAGAUAUCCAUGGUGAAUAAUAUAAUACAUAAUAAUGAAGGUUAUGGUGUUGUCUUGGUGAAACCUACAAUUUUCUCUGACCUGCAAGAAAAUGCUGAAGAUGGAACUGAAGAAAAUAAAGCGCUUAAAAUUCAGACAAGUGGAGAGCCAGAUGUGGCUGAAAGAGUGGAUCUAGAAGAGCUGAUUCAGUGUGCAACUGGUAAAAUGGAGCUUUAUGCAAGAACUGACCCUUCUGAGCAAGUCGAGGGAAAUUGUGAAAUUGUAAAUGAACUAAUUGCUGCCUCCACACAGAAAGGCCAGAUAAAGAAGAAAAGGUUGAGUGAACUGGGGAUCACGCAAGCUGAUGACAACUUAAUGUCACAGGAGAUGUUUGUUGGGAUUGUGGGGAACCAGUUCAAGUGGAAUGGGAAAGGUAGUUUUGGCACAUUUCUUUUCUGACCACAGUGAUGUAAGUAGAUAGCAAAAUACUGGAUUUUGCACAUGCUGCCCUAAGAAUCACUGCUGCCAUUGUAGUUUGCUGUAUUGUCUGUAUUUUAUAUUUGAUUAUUUGGGCUUGAGUAAAAGGUAGAUUUAUUUCCAUUUGCAGGUGUUGCACAUAAAACACUCCCUCUUUAUAAGAAAAAUCAUAAAUGCAUAUAAAAUAGAAAAUAUUUGGAGAUUGCUUAUCUGAAAGUCUUGCUUUCUUGUACACAUGGUUCUCUCGUAUUAAGCCUGGUAGUAACUUUUUAGUGUAAUUACCUUUAGCGCUUCAAAGAUGAGGAAGAAGGGAAGGGAAUGCAAGACUAGUGCAUAAAAAUACAAUAGGUGUCAUAUGUAUAGCAUUCUUCUUAGAGUUGCCUUUUCAUCCCAAUUACAGUGUGUCUGAUUUCCAUCUUGUAUUUGCAUAAUACUUGUCUUAAAAUAAAAGCUUUUAUGAUUGGGAA